Messenger RNA from Penicillium expansum, 705 nucleotides. Its product is annotated as DUF202 domain-containing protein. The transcript has 3 exons. The record is from RefSeq and is a predicted model, not a curated record. Lineage: Eukaryota; Fungi; Ascomycota; Eurotiomycetes; Eurotiales; Aspergillaceae. Bases 1 to 705 code for a protein of 234 amino acids.
AUGACCGAGCCUGGCGAACCCCCUGUUACUGAGCAACCGCCCAACGCAAUCUUGACCGACUCCCGCCCGAUACCCGACUCCCGCGAUGACGGCCGGGAAGCAUUGGAGCUUCAUUCGAUCCAAACGCACGAAGACAACGAACUGGAUUACUCGACCCCAUCGGGUUCGUCUGGCGACGAACAUCACGUGCCCACACAUCGGACUACGUCUCAAGCGGAUUCCCGGCGCAGACGCGAAGCCCGCAGUGGUCUUUGGGGUCAGAUCUGUCGGUUCUGGGCUAGACAGGUUAUUAUAACCGUGCCACAGAAGAGUAACCGAGAUCACUUUGCCCUAGAAAGAACGUUCCUUGCGUACAUCCGUACGUCCACGGUUAUCGCUAUGCAAGGAGUACUCAUUGCUCAACUUUUCCGUCUACAGCGACCAUUAGAAAAAGUCGAUCGCUUGUCGUUUCACGAAGUCGGUAUCCCGCUUUCGGUUACAUGUCACUUUGUGGCUGUCAUUGUCGCCUUGAUAGGUGCGUUCCGAUUCUGGAGACAACAAAAUGCUAUUGCCCGUGGGAAAGUAUAUGCUGGGGGAUGGGAGUUAAACUCGGUGGGAAUUUUCUUAUUCAUGAUUAUUGUGGCGACCUUGGUUCUUACUGUUAUCAUCUCAAUCCAAGUCAAUUUGAACCCCAGCGCGCUUCCUUAUCGAAUAUUAUGGUCGUGA